GCUUUGUCAGCGAUUUGUAUGGUACAUAUAUUGUGUUAUGCGUAAGUUAAAUAUAUUUGAGAGUUACAGAUUGUGACCAACAUUUUAUUUAUUCUAGUUGGAAGUUAUAAUGUUAAUAACAGCAAGGAGAACAGCUUUGAGGGUUUGAUGAAUACACGAAGAUAUGUCGGACCAUUUAUCAGGAGAAAUUUUACUUCAAAAGUCGAGCGAGUCAACAUCAUCUGAAGAAUGUCUGAAAUACAUUGUCUCCGCUUUAAGAACAUUGGAGAACUACUUUCAAAGAAAUACAUCCACGAGUUGUUCGUCAGAGGACGUUUGUAUCAUGAAAAUAAUUUUUAAAAGUUUAAAAAGUCUAUCAAAUCGCGAAUUAAUUGUGGAAUUGCUCAAUCUUUUUAGAGAAAACCAUUCGGUUGACUAUCUGAUAAGAUUGUUGAGCGCACUAGGUAGUGACGUAACUACGGAAGAUAGCGAAGUCGUCAUCACAAGUGUGGUAGAAAUACUGGAACAACUACAGGCAUGUAUGCCAAGUUCUUCAUUACAGUUACAAGGGUUAAUCUGCGUGCUGGAAAAUACAAUCGAGAAGACAAAAGCUUGCAAGACACUGAAAAGGAAAGUAUGUACAGUUAAAGAGGCUAUAAGCAGAGCUAUUGAAAUCCAAAAGAAGAAAGUCAUAGCAAAAGAAAAUGUCGACAGACGACAACCACCAGGAGAUUUCAGAAAAAUUCCAAUUUUUCCCAGAAGAGAAGACAUUUUUCCUCAACAGAAACCGUUCUUACGAAAAGUCAUCAGAGACGGCCAAUAUGAUGAUAUGGAGCACUAUUUAGACGUUCAGUUUAGACUAUUUAGAGAAGACUGUAUAUCACAGCUUAGAGACGGAAUACAGGAGUAUAGACAAGAAUAUGAUGCUGGAAACGGAAACCGUUACAUUCGCCGUCUAGAAAAUGCUCGGAUUUACAGUGAUGUUAGAAUUCUAUAUAGAGAAACAUCUUUGGACGGUAUUUUACACAUUCUGCAACUAGAUAAUGAAACUUUUGAAAACAUCGACUGGGACAAUACUAAAAGACUAAUCCACGGCUCACUGGUUUGUCUGUCAUGUGAUCAUUUUGAUACCUUUGCAUUGGCAACUAUUAUGGCUGCAGAUACGAAAGACUUAAGUGCCAGAGGAAUAUUCAAAGUUCAGAUAAUUCAGGAAAGCAAUGAAUUAAAGGGGGAUAUUCUGGGUUGCCUUUUUCAAAUGAUUGAAAGUACAGCUCUUUUUGAAGCCUACAGACAUGGACUAGAAAAACUUAAAACCAUUAAGCCCGGUCAAUUGGUCUUUGAGAAAUAUAUAGUAAAUUGCGAGACUGAUAUUGGAGGAGUGGGCUACAUGGAAAAAGAUGUUAUGUACGAUUUCUCUUCAGUUAUCAACAAGUCUUCCGUAAAAAUUGACAGCGCAUACCGAAAUUAUCACGGAGGUAAACGAAUGUCGGAUCCUUACAGUUGGCCAUCUGCUGAGGAGCUUCAGAUGAAUCCCUCUCAAUAUGAAGCAUUUAAAUCUUCCUUGACAAAGGAGUUCUGUAUCAUCCAGGGACCCCCUGGUACCGGAAAAUCUUAUCUUGGUCUGCAGAUUGUCAAAUCUCUCUUGGCAAAUACAACGUGCUGGUCGAGAGGUAGAAUUAGUCCAAUAAUUUUGGUUUGUUUUACAAACCACGCAUUGGAUCAAUUUUUAGAGAAUAUAUUAGGCUCUAUCGACAAAACUUCUUGGGAUAGAAUUGUGCGAGUUGGUGGAAGAUGCAAAAACAAAUUAAGUGAAGAAAUUUCGCUCCGCAAGAAAAGCAAGAGGACAUUUAAGAAGAACAGAUUAAGAAAUCUGCAUGGACUACAGUCCAUAAUUUCUGAAUAUACUUAUAUGGAACGGCGGUUACCGUUUACCAUUAUUGAUCACAACACCUUUAGUAUCUUUAUUGAUUUGCCGAUUGGGCAAUUUUCGCAAAAGGAAGACAAAUCGAUGUUAAGAUGGUUGAAUGCUGAUAAGAGGGGUAUUUUAGACUCAGCAUGUAGCAGAAACUUCAGUGAAGGCAAUAUUGAAAUUUCUCAUUAUCUUCGACUGGAAAAGAAUUUACAAAAGAAUAUUUACGAAAUUGGUUUUUACGAUUCAACAUCAAGUGAUGAGGAGAGUGAUUAUCUGGACUUAAGAAUUCAAGAAUCCCCCUUAAUUAAGUUUGCGAUAAAUAUUCUCGAUACUUGGCGUAGUUUUUCAGCAGACAAAUUUGUUAAAAAAGACAGAGAAUUCCAUGAAACAAUAAAGCGUGUCAUUGAAUCCAUACUUAGUAAUAUGAAUUCGGGUGAUGUUAUUUCCGUUGACGAGGCUGUAGUUUUUGAGAAACAAAACAUUUGGGAAUUACCCAUUUCUAUCAGAUGGAAGUUAUACAGAUAUUGGAAAAAUCAAUUUCAUCAAAGAAUGUUGAUCAGAAUUGAAAGAUAUGAAGCAUGUAAGGAUGACAUCAUCGAAGGUUAUAAACAGGAAAAAUUUCAAAAUGAAUAUAGUGUUCUCAGGAAGGCCUCUCUUAUUGCUAUGACCACAACUGGAGCUGCUAAAUACCAUAGGAUGUUAGAAUUACUCCAGUCUCGCAUUACUAUUAUUGAUGAAGCUGCAGAAGUUCUGGAGGCCCAUAUUUUGGCAUCACUUACGUCAUCAUGUCAGCACUUAAUACUUAUUGGUGAUCACAAACAGCUUGAACCAAAGCCAGCAGUUUAUGAACUUGCUCAAAAAUAUCACAUGUCUCUAUCGUUCUUUGAGAGAAUGAUUCGAAAUGGGGUACCAUAUCAUUGCUUAUUAAAGCAACAUAGAAUGAGACCAGAUAUUUCUUUAUUAGUAAAGGAAAUUUAUCCAGGUCUACACGAUGGUGAAAAUGUAAAAGAAUAUGAACGUAUCAGUGGAAUCGGAAAAGACGUUUUCUUUUUGAGGCAUACCUUCAAAGAAAACUAUCAAGACGAGGGACGAAGCUACGAAAAUGAACAUGAAGCUGAAUUUACCACAAGACUCUGCAAGUAUUUACUUUAUCAAGGUUACAAGUCAUCUCAAAUAACCGUAUUGACGCCCUAUUCUGGACAGUUGCGAUGCCUGUCUAAAUUUGUAGACAGUCAAAUCAAGGACAUUCGGAUCUGCAUUGUCGAUAACUACCAAGGCGAGGAAAAUGACAUUAUUUUGUUGUCAUUGGUUAGGAGCAAUCAACUGAGUAAAUUGGGAUUUUUGGACAAGGAAAAUAGAGUUUGCGUUGCUUUGUCAAGGGCAAGAAAGGGACUUUUUGUCAUUGGAAAUUUUGACAUGAUGAGUUCAAAAGCUAAGAAAACAAAACUUUGGAAAAUUGUGGUAGCUAAUCUUAAGGUUCAAGGAUGUUUUGGAACAGAACUUCCACUUUUUUGUCAGAACCACCCAGAGCGAAGAAUUCAAGCUAAAAAUGCAUCUGAUUUUGAUAAUUGCCCAGAGGGAGGAUGUGAAAUCAAAUGUGAUGCUAGACUACCAUGUGGUCACGCUUGCAGAAGAUACUGUCAUCCUGAUGAUCAAAACCAUGAGUUAAGCGAUUGUUAUGUACAGUGUCUUAGUACUUGUUCCGCAGGACACGCAUGUUCCCAACUUUGCCAUUAUCCAAACCCAUGUGAAUGUAAAGAAUUGGUAUAUAAAGAAUUCGAAUGUGGGCAUGAGAACAAAAUUGAGUGUUAUCUGGAACCAAACGAAACACAAUGUGAAAAGAUCGUUUCAAAAUAUUUCACUAAUUGUGAACAUAGUAUAGAAAUUCCUUGCCAUGAAACACUAGACAACUACAAUUGUGAAGAAAUAGUUAAACGCGAGUUGAUUUGUGGACAUACCGCAUCAGUUCAGUGUCAUCUCGGUCUUUCAAGAUCUAACUGUGUAGAACUUACAGAAAAAACAUGGCCAUGUGGUCACUCUUCAAUCGUAAAAUGUGCAUAUUUUAAUGAUGCAGAAUGCACCAAUAACGUUCUUCGAAUGUUAAAAUGUGGACAUGAAAAUUGGAUGGAAUGUUGUGUAAACCCAGAGUAUUUUGUAUGUAAGCAAAUGGUUGAAAAAGUCUAUCAGAAAUGUGGCCAUAAGAAAAUAGUUCCUUGUCAUAUAGACAUUGAGAGAAAAACUUGUACAGAGAUUGUAACUCUCAAAAGAAAAUGUGGACAUGAAUACAUAUCGAAUUGCUAUAAUAUCGAAACUGAUAGGAAGAAAAAAUGUGAAACGGUUUGUGGGCAACUAUGUGAAAGGGAUCACAAAUGCAAGAGACUUUGUCAUUUUCCAGAGGACUGUGCAUGCAAACAAGCAGUACAAAAAUACAUUACAAAAUGUGGCCAUUUUGCUACAAUGGAUUGCAUCCAAGAUCCAGAUUAUGUUAAUUGCACUGAAUUGAUUAUGAAAGAGUUACCUGAAUGUAGGCACAAAGUAAAAGUAGAGUGUUCCAAAUGCAUUGAAAACUUUAAAUGUAAUGAAAAAGUUGGAAAAGUUAGGGAAUCUUGUGGUCAUCAUAUCAUUACAGAAUGUUACAAAGACCCAGAAAUCGUUUCGUGUAACGUGCUAACAUCCAAAAGGUUAAAUUGUGGACAUGAUUGUGAUGUAAAGUGUGGUGAAAAAAAUUUGGGGAUCCAAUGUAUGAAAAAAGUGAGAAAGUUCCUUUCCUGUGAACAUGCAAACGAGAUAUUUUGCUAUCAAAAAGAUCUCGAAAACCUUGGUUGUUCGGAAAAAUUAGAUUAUGUUUUAAAGUGUGGACACUUUUAUCCACUUUCAUGUAGUGAGUACCAGAUGGGUGAGAUGCUUGAAAACAUUGAGUGUAUCGAAACAGUUCAAACAAAAUUAUCUUGUGGGCAUAUCUGUUCUCAUCCUUGUGGGUUGUCCCAAGAGGAAAUAAAUUGUGAAUCAAGGUGUAAUGCUACCUUAACUUGUGGACAUCCAUGUGUGGGCUAUUGUCAGGAUUGUCGGGGACGCGAGUUUCAUGAGAGAUGUCCUGAGUGUUGUAGUAAGCAAUUACUCUGUAGCCACAGUUGUAAGAGUGAGCUAUGUGAAAGUUGUGGGAUCUGUAACAAGGAGUGCGAAAAUUACUGUGACCAUGCUGGUUGUGGGAAACGUUGUUUUGAAAUCUGUGACAUGUGCAUAUUGCCAUGCAGCUGGAAUUGUCCUCAUCACCAGUGUUCACUGCUUUGUCACGAAAUCUGUGAUCGACCUCGCUGUUCUUUGCCAUGUCCAAAGAAGUUAAAGUGCAAGCACAACUGCUUAGGAUUCUGCGGUGACCCAUGCCCACCUUAUUGUUCUCAGUGUGAUUUACAAAAAUCAGAAUUACCCAAUCUAAAUGUAAAAUCGCACCUGGUCUACCUACCAGAUUGCGGACACUUCUUUGAAUCCGAAUUUCUCGAUAAUCAUAUUAUACAAAUGAAACCAAAUGACUCUCUCAUAUGUCUCUCCUGUCCCACAUGCGGCAGACAAAUCAAAUGGCACCCGAGAUACAAUAAGAUCAUAAAGCUGCAAAGAAAGAGAAUUAACCUGGCAAAGGCAAUCACGGUAUAUAUGACAGAAGUCAAAUCGUGCGAGUUCCUUCCGCUCUUUUCUCCAAGCUUUUUGAAAUGCCAAGAAUUUGUUGAAGACUGCAGACAAAAUUUAGAUUCAAUAUUAGGAAAUCUUCAUGAAAAGAAAUUGACAGCAUUUGUUGAUAAAACUUUAGAUCAGAUUGACACUAUUAGGAAUGCAGCCAGACCAUCGUUUGAUCAAUACAAAUCAGUUUAUGAUGCAACGUACAGAAUAUCUCAGGAAUGGCAGAAUAUGAUAACAGAAAAAGACGAGUCAUUUCCUCAGAGUCUUCAGGAGUCAACUGAUAAUUAUAGAGACGAACCUCAGCAGCUCGGUGGUAAGGUUGAUAUCUGUGAAGAUGUCGGGAUAUUGAUGAGAAGAACAGUUUCUUUACCGUCUGUAAUACUUAUGGCCGAUCCACAUGCUAAAAACUGGAAAAUCUGCAAAGAAGGGCACCCAUAUUGCUGUAUAUCUGAUUAUGGAUCGUGUGUUAUUUGCAAACAAUGGGAGGAGAACCGUUACUUUAAGAGGCUUUCAGAGUAUUUGUCCUCUAUUUCAACGGUUGACCUGGUUGCCGACUGUAAAAUGUCAACAAGAAAACCUAAAGAAAGCAAAAUUGGUGCCGAAGGUAAACAAACGACUGGUCACGUGCACAAGUCGGAAACGAUCACAGAGACGAGUGGAGCUCGACCUAAAGAAUCGAGAAGAACAGCCACAAAAAGUGAAGAUGACAAAGAAACUGAGACUAAAACAGAGCAAGGCAAAUCUAGGAAAACAGACAAGUCAAGAGAAAAGCCAGCACCAAAGUGGAAAAAGAAAGCACCUAAAAAGUGGUGGGAGGAAAAACUGUGAAUAACUGCUCUGAUGUGAAGAAUCGUUUUGCAGUUAUAUGAUUUUAAAUAACAUUUGUAAAUUUCAGAAAAGCUGAAAUCUUUCUAAAUGUCAUAAUUAUUACGUAAAUUUAUUGUACAACACCGUAAAUUCAUCGCGGGUGUGACCAGUCGAUAGGGAAUGCCUAAUGUACUGAGGUUAAUUGGCCUAACUAUUUACAUGUAAAUAAUUACAAUAAUAACUAGAAAGUCUGCUAUUGCAAGCAAUAGCAUAUGUCGCCCCGUACUGGACAAGACUUUCAUUUUAAUCAUCACUAAAACAAAAGUCCAUUAGCUAAGUUUGAACAACCAUCGAGUUGUAUCAGUCCUUUCCAUUGGAACCGGAAGACCUUAAUUGGGUACAUCCCACUCAUUAUUUUUAGAAUCGGUAGGAGAAGAAAGUAGUGCAGGAAAAUUACAAGUUCCUAAAUUUGCAGACUUGCAUAAAAGAAAUCUGGCAGAUGUACUGAACUGAGCCUCAUACUUGUUAAUUGGCAGUAUCUUUCCUAUUAUAAAAGCUUGGGGAAUGUAAUUUAUGAAAAAGAUCAGCCGAUUUAUUUUGUGUAUUGUAACGCCAGUGAGAACUCUGAAAUUUCCCUCUUUCACUUUCAUUUUAGAGGUUCUACCGAAAAACGAAUCUAACAUGCCACCAUCAAUUCGAGCAUUUCUGCAUUGCAGAGAGCUGAUGUUUGUUAUGAGAUUAUAAAUCAUGUGUAAACUUUCUCAGUUUAGCGGAAUCAUGAACAUUUUCGGGGAGAUGAAUGUUUUGUAUACAGUGGUGAUCAAGGCUUCGCGAACCUGCAGGAGCGGAUCAAAGGAUUGAUGAAUGAAUAAAAACUAUGGAAAUGACGUACCAAUUUUUUAAUUCAUACUUGCACUAUCUAAUGAAAUGAAUAAUAUA
This is a messenger RNA of Saccostrea cuccullata (small rock oyster), 7312 nucleotides long. Its product is annotated as NFX1-type zinc finger-containing protein 1-like. Gene Ontology annotation, molecular function: zinc ion binding; helicase activity. Gene Ontology annotation, biological process: regulatory ncRNA-mediated heterochromatin formation. Lineage: Eukaryota; Metazoa; Mollusca; Bivalvia; Ostreida; Ostreidae. Bases 164 to 6394 code for a protein of 2076 amino acids. Gene Ontology annotation, cellular component: nucleus; nuclear RNA-directed RNA polymerase complex. The record is from RefSeq and is a predicted model, not a curated record. The transcript has 4 exons.